Messenger RNA from Pieris napi, 3544 nucleotides. RefSeq names its product interferon-related developmental regulator 2 (gene Ifrd1). Lineage: Eukaryota; Metazoa; Arthropoda; Insecta; Lepidoptera; Pieridae. The transcript has 9 exons. Bases 252 to 1553 code for a protein of 433 amino acids. The record is from RefSeq and is a predicted model, not a curated record.
AUUGACAAGUUGUCAGAAAAAUCGAGCAAAUCAGUGGAGGCGCGCGUGCAUGAAACACGGUUAAAAACAUGUUAAAAAGUUUUUCUGAAAUUUUAGUUUUAUGUUCCAUUUGGUGUCUCAAUUAUACUAUAAGAACUGAUAUAUUAAACUUUUCUCCGUCUUGAUUAAGUGAGAAAUUUAGCAAAAUAAAUAGUGAAUAUUUUAGUUUUUUUUGUUAGUGGUUCGUCGUUCGUCGAGAAACAGAAAUCAACAUGCCUAAAGGAAAGAAAAAAGGAAAAUUUGAGCACAGAAGAACAGAGCUUCCAUACUCUUCCGAUGAGGAUGCAGGGAUUGAUAUGACAAAUGACAACUGUUCAGAGACUUCAGGACAAUCUGAUCUUAAAAGUAUCCAUGAUGAAGCAGAGAGUGAAGCACAAGAGAAAUUUGAAGAGAAAGUCUUGGAAAUAAUUGAUGCACUGAGCGCUAGAGCGAAUGCAGCACGUGCGUCUGCGUUGGUUUCAUUACGGACUGCUUUACAAAGACGAUACUUGGCGGUGCUUUUGAGCGGACAAAGGGCGACUUUGGCUGACCAUGUUACUAAGGCUCUCAGACGAGGAAAGGAUGGAGAGAAGAAAGCAGCGGCUGCUGUUGCUCCAAUAUUGGCGUUACAGGUCGGUGAAGAGGGUGUGGAAGAGUUUAUGCAAGAGGUGAGGCCGGCCUUAGCAGCAGCCGCUGUUGACAAGACUGCCUCACUCGACACACGCACUGAGUGUUGCUCAUCUUUGGCCAUCCUCUGUUACCUGAUGGAAGAUGACCUCGCCGAAGUACUGGAAGUCAUGCGGCUCUUUGAGACCAUCUUCAGCGGGAGUUAUCUCAAGGGUGACGGCAGCGUGAAAGUAUCGGGUUCUGUGGUGGAAGAGGGGGCGUGGCACGCGGCAGCCAUAGACGGCUGGGCCUUGCUGCUGGCUCUCACUGAAGCAGACCACGCCAGAGCCCUGCUCAAGGAUAAUCCUCCUUCCUUUGCCCGGCUGGCUGAUUUACUGGAAGCUUGCAGUCUUGAGGUGCGUAUGGCUGCCGGCGGAGCGGUGGCCAUCGCGUACGAGCGCGUGACGGACGACGAUGAGGAAGGGGACGAGGAGUGGGUGGAGAUGGUGUUGCCUCGCCUGGAAGACCUGGCCCGGGACUCGCACAAGUUCAGGGCCAAACGGGACAGGAAGGUUCAGAGGGCCACCUUCAGGGAUAUCCUUAAGUACUUUGAGGAAGGUGACGUGCCAGAGCUGCGCGUGCGCAUCGGCGUGGAAAGUGUGUCGUGCGACACUUGGUCGAGUCGCGCGACUUAUUCCGCCUUAGCGGCAGCCCUAGGCGCGGGACUGCAGUCCCUGUCGCCUCAUUGUGGCAGGCUCAGAGCAGCCCUAGGUCUGGACCCACAGGCGCCGAUGGUGCCUGCGCCGGCGCAUAACAACUCGAGGAAGAAUAAGUUGCAACGACACUUGCAAAAUACAGCUGCGUGCAAGGCCCGAACGGUCGCUCGGAAUAAGAACAGAGACAAACGAUCAGCCGCUCUCGCAAUUUAAGAACUCUUCAAAAUAAUCAGAAACUAUCCGGUUAAUACACAGCGCUAGUGUUAAAUGUCGUUCCUCUGUAAGUCAAGUGAAUAACUGAUGCUGGUGACAAACGUGUCAUAGAUAAAUUAAUAAAAAAUGGAUACAAACAAAUGUUUUGUUCUAAUUUCAAAAAUGGAAUUUUAUAUUUCGAAAUAAAUGCCAUAGUGCUAAGUAAAUUUCGAAAAUGGAAUUAUGUACUUUUAAAUGUUCUGUGUAUUAAAAUUAAAAGUAAAAAUUUGUAUGAUCACAGACUGAUUUACUAAACUAUCUCAAUAAUUAUUACAUAGUGGCAUAUCACCAUAACUUGUUUGUAGUCUAUGGUCAAGAUUGUGGUACUAUUUUCUGUAAAAAAAAUUAUAUUUCCCUCAUAUCACAGUGUUUAUAUUGACUUGACUUACUAGGGAAUUACACACAUGUUUUCUAAUUAUUUGAAUUCUCGUUAAUUUUAAUUGCGUUUAUCUUUGUGUUAUUGUGUUAGACCAUGCACAGAAAUGAAUGUUUUUCUUGAAAAAUGGAGAUUGAAAAUCCAAAAUGCCAAGAUAUUUGUCAUGAUGACGUUGGCAAUUCUUGAUUUGUAGUCUCAAAGUUUAAUGUUAGAAAAUUUUAAUAUGUUUAUAUUAGUUGUUUACAAAUCCUCUCUGCUAUAAUUUUUCUAAAUUUGUUUUUUCAGAAAAUUCUUUUAAGAAUUUCAAAUUCAGAAUUAACAUGUAACUUAUUUUGAUUCUAAUGAAUAACUGUUGGAUAUUAAGUUAACGGCUUUAUAUUUUUUUUGUUUAAACUUAUAGCAGUGAGAUAUUAUUAUUUUUAUACGGUUUGAUUAAUUGAUUUAAAUCCGUUGAAAUUUUAAAUCUACCCUCUUUCGUAAAAAAAUAAAUUUUACUUUUUACCUAAAUAUACUACAAUAUUUACGUUUUUUUUAACCUUUCUAGUUAGAAUAGGUUUAGUGUAAAUAUCAAAAUUCCCUUUGGCUUUAGUUACGUAGGUACCAAAGAAAUUUGAUUUGACCCGCCUUCAUAUUCUAGGAAUAUCACAUUGGCCUAAGGCAAUGUACUUAUGACUUGUUUCAUACAAAAAUCAACUACGUUUUGUCAAGUAUACGUCAAUAUGCAAAUGUCAGUUUUUGACAGCUGUUUGAUUUUUCAUACAAUGGUAUAGUUUACUGGAAGAACGCCAUUCUCUAUAUUGGCUUAAGGAGAGUUGGUGGUUUCAUACAUUUUAAUUUACGAAUAAUUUAGAUUGAUCUUAACUACUAUGCAUACUGAAGGGAUGCGCAUGCAUCAACAAAAGAUCGUACCAAAUCCAAGGCCGGCAACGCACUUGCGAGCCUAUUGGCAAUGUGAGUUUCCAUGGGCGGCGCUGCUUUGUUUUUCAUACAAACAUUGAUUUACUACGUUUUAAAGUGUAAGAAGUGUUACAACAAAAUAAAAAUACAUAGUAAACUAUACCAUGUAAAACGUAAUUUUAUCAUCAAAUCUGAGUAAUGAGUACAUUUUAUCUAAAAUAUCUUUUACGGGCUCACACGCUAACUCACAAAUUAGUUUUCACGCACUUUCUUAGCCCUUAAUGUUUUUUAACGUUUCAAAAAAAAUAUUUUGCUAAUUGUAACAAGUUCUACCCCUUAUAAGGUUCUAAGAGUAAGGGGAUAUUCAAUGCUUGCUUAGCCGAUAAUACGGGGUGUCUGUUAUUGGCUCUAAUUUUGUUGCUUAGAAAAUAAUGACUUAAUUUAAUGUUUAUUGACCCAUGUUGACGGUCUUUAAGCACUUGAUUAACUGCCGUUUAGUGUUGCUAUUUUAUUGUUCUAUCGUUUAAAUGAUCUAGUGUCGCUAGAUUUUUGGUUUUAUUUAGUUUAUAUUCGUGUGCUGUACUCGAGGUAUUUGCAGUGCAAUAUUUAUUAUUGAAUAAUAUUUCUGUAAAUAUUUUUUGCUGUAUAUUGCUUGUUCUAAUUAAAGCGUGGCCCACGA